This is a messenger RNA of Cyprinodon tularosa, 3331 nucleotides long. It is a transcript of the gene prr14, whose product is annotated as proline rich 14. The transcript is spliced from 8 exons. The record is from RefSeq and is a predicted model, not a curated record. Lineage: Eukaryota; Metazoa; Chordata; Actinopteri; Cyprinodontiformes; Cyprinodontidae. Bases 178 to 3159 code for a protein of 993 amino acids.
AAAAACGGAUACAUUAGCGACUCGCUGCAGGGCGCCGUCCAUCCGUCCGUCCGGCAUGUCUUGUUUACAGAUGGUUUGGGAUACAGACCCAAGGUCCAGUUGAAGGCUAUAGAAAAAAACUCCCAUCCCUGCGAAAGAAAAAGACUGUCAGGAACAGGAAAAGACUGAGUGAAAGGGAUGUUGACUUUUCCCUCUGACUCGCUCUCCCAAAUAGUUUUUCCAAUGGAUGAAGAUGCUAUUCCCCCAAUUCCUGUCUGUAGUGCACCUCCCCUCAGUGAACCUCCAUCACCCGUCCUCCCCCUUUCCUCAAUCACCCCCAGCUUUGGAAAUGAUGGUCCAUCUAGACAAAGGAGGAGGGGUUGCAUUCAAGAAAUCAGAGCCAGAACUCAGAAAAGGCUGGAAAGCGCAGACAUCAAAGCUGCCCAGAACCAACCUGAAACAAAUCCGUCCUCAACAAAGAAGCAAAGGGAGAGCACAAAUAUGGUGCAAGCAUCACAGUCAAAUCUACUUGGAGUUGGAAAGACUCAUGUACAUGAGAAACCAAACAAGGUUGGAUUUUCUAUCAGUUUUACAGCGGAGCACCAAAAUGAGCUGAAGAACUCAAAUGACCCAGAAAAUGAGGCCGAUGUCUCUCCUUUGGAAGAUGUCUUGGAACCAUUGCAAGAACAGAUACCACAAAAUCCUGAUGUGACUAAAGCUGACGUGGACACAUGUCGGGAUUUAACAGGUGGUGACCUUAGUAAAGACACCUCUGUCUCAAGGGGAUGGGUGAUCGUCCCGUUUUUUGAGUCCCUAAAAUCAAAGAUGACCAGCUUCACUGAGAUUGUGAUGACUCCAGUUAAACUCUUCAGAGCCAGUAGUCCUCCACCACCCACGGUUAAGGAGCUGGAGGUCAAAGGAGAAACUGAUGUCAAUGAAUCCGAGCAAUGCAAUAAGUUUAGUUCAGAAGCACAAUUUCUUACCAGCCAGCAUGGCCUCAUUGACUCCUCAGAAACAAAGAGUGCUGCAAAUAUUGCACCCAAAUAUGCUAAAAGACUGAUGUUUGAUGAUUCAGUAUGUAGGACUGAACAGCAUUUAGAAGAUGCAAUAAGUGAAAAAGGUACACCCGUACCUGAUGUAGUGCCUUUGGUGCAUGAUUCCUUAACCUGCAUAGAUUCUGAAGGAGUUGCUGAACUUUGGGGAUCCUCCGUCCUGUUACAACCUUCAUCCAAAGUAUGUGCCUCAAAUGAAUCAAGCUUAAAAGUUUACUCUGCUGUGGAGGAUCCGAAAGGCAAACUGUCCAGUUUAAAACCACUCUUGAGACAAGAUACAGGAAAUGGAUAUGAAUCAGUGGAGGAUGACUCUGCGGACAGAAAUCGACUGAUUAAACUACAGCUCAACAGUGACGAGACUGCUAAUUUAGAAGGUUGCAGCCUGGUUCGACAAAGCCUCAGCACAAAUAGAAGCCCACUGAAGCCUUCUGUAGAUACAGAGCAGAUGGAGUGCCAACAAAUCCCUGAGAUGCAUUCAGUGUCAAACCUCGCACUAGCCAAGAGGGGGCUGAAGCACAACUGUGCUUCUCAACAAACUCUAGAUAGGAAAAACAAGGCACUGCCUGUGGAUGUCUAUGGAUUGCAGGGGACAAGAGCUCCCAGAAAGAGGGUUGCAGUCAUGCACAGUAUUGCAGGUGUAGAGGAAACUCUAAAACCUGACGACAAAAGACGGGCUGUGUCAACAAGAGCAAACACAAAAGGAAAAAACGAACAGGACAACAGGAUGGUUUGCUUAUUGGAUGACAGUAUUAGUGAGUCACACCAUUCAAAGUCUAAAAAAGCAAAGCUUAGUAGUCCACGCAAAAGACUGCAAACAAAAACAACUCUUAGUAAAUUUGAUGUAAGCAGUGCUGAUAUUAUGAAUGUUGAGACUGCCGUGCCUAUCCCCCCUGCUAAACAUGUGAAAAGGCAAUUAUCUGUAGUCCUUGUACGCCCUGCAAUGAAGGACCUCCAGCACUUAAGCAAGUGUGGGAAUACGAAUACGAAGCCGUUAAAACGCAAAACGCCAAAUCACAAAAGUUUAGAAGCUGAAUCUGAGAGAAUUUUGGUGCCUGUCUCGUUGCUUGAUGGACUGGAACCUAUGAACACAGACAAUAACUCCGCUCUAAGUGAUCAAAGAGAAGAUGCAUCAACCAGAGGAGCACAGGAACCAUCUAAAAGGCUCAAGAACAGUCUGCGAAGUGCUGUUAAGCUCUCAGUCUUAGCUGAAACUCAAGAGAAAAUCAAAGACAGCCAGCUAAACAGUUGCAGAGGUAAAACAUCUGAAGUCGGAGUAUUUUUGGGAAUGAAACCUGAAAAUAAUCUCCAACAACCAAAUUUGAAACUUCCUCUACGCUAUUCCGGACGGUUGAAUAAGGAGGAUAGAGUUGUUACAGAAAAGAAACGGAAGAGUUCAGCUUCCAUGGCAGCUCAGAAUUUUCUCAAAGACUCAAAGACUGAAUUCAGCAGCUGUAGUCCUAACCCGAAGAUCAGACAUGUUAACACUAGGCAACGAAGAACAGAUAACCAAAGAAGGAGAUGCAGGGUUUUGCAUAACAGGACUUGUAAAACUGAAGAGGAAUCCAGAUCUAUCACGGUGGAGGAUGCAGAUCUGGCUUCCUCACAUGUUCACGCAUCACAAGAUAACUUUUCAAGGCGACUCUUACGCAGCUACUCAUGCCCAGACAUCCUCAUCCUCCAUUCUGAUGAAUCACCCUGGACUUCUUCUCCACAUUCACCACAUCACAGGGCUCAUGCAUCUCACCACUACCAUCAUCACCACGGCCAUUUGAAUUCCCACGCUCAGAGGUCCCUUAGACGGGAACGUCGGCACACAGUUUCCAGUGUGGAGGUGGAGAGGGAGAUUGCCCCUCUCUGUCUUCGGAAAGAGGUGUACCCAUCAAGAAGAUCUGCCUCUUGCGAAUCCAUGACCCAUCACCUGUCACCUACUCACACACAUUCCCAUUGCAGCUCCCUCACCGCUCUUGCCUCCUGCUUCCUCUCAAGCCCUCUGGCUUUCCUUUCCAAAAAAUUUGAAUGCAGGGGAACUGCUACCAGCCCCAAUACUUCUUGCCGUGUUCCCUCGCCACCCCCCUUCCUCUUCAUGUUCCACCACGUGGCAUUCUCCAGGUUUAACUCUAGGAUCUAAAGCUGCUACUGUUUUGGAAUCCAGCAGCAGUGAGAAUCCGGCAGCGUACGAGACGGAGAGGAGGCAGCAAAGCGAAGAGGAGGAUUAUGGCGAAGACACCAGCUCCUCCGGUCAGGAGUUUGAAGAUGCUGGGUUGAGAGAGGAAAAAGCUCUGUCUGACUCUGAGAUUAAA